AUGUCGGACAAUACUUUCGACAAUAAUUUCAGCAAUCCCAAUGCGACUGUCCGACCAAUAUAUGUGAGUACACCAAAGAGCUACGCGCUCAGUGGGAAGAUCAUGGUGAGUGCAAUAGUAGUUAUUUUUGCCGUUGUUGUCCUGAUGAUAGCUCUUCACAUGUACGCACGUUGGUACUUGCACCGUGUUCAUCGUCUUCGCCGUCGUCAUCAUCAUCGUACACGCCGUCAGCGUGCUUCAAACAUCGUGUUUUAUGUGGACCAGAGCUCGGCGGCUGGUCGGAACAACCGGGGGCUGGAAGCGAGUGUGCGUGACUCGCUGCCGUUGUUUGUUUACACCGAGUUGACUCAUAAAGAUGAUCUCGACUGCGCGGUUUGUUUGUCGGAGUUUGAAGAGGGCGAAACGGGUCGGGUUUUACCCAACUGUCAGCAUAGUUUCCAUGUUGAGUGUAUUGAUAUGUGGUUUCAUUCGCAUUCUACUUGCCCCAUUUGUCGGGCGAAGGUCGAACCGGUUGACCCGACCCGGAAUAAGGACGUUCUGGUAACGGUCGGUAAACCGGUUCAACUUGAACCGGAGCCGGUUCAACCCUCCGGUUCGAGGUCGGUGCCAUUGGCUGAGAGAAGAAAUGGGUUGGAUUUAGCUGGUGUGAAAAUCGAGGUGCCAAGUAGGCCCGAGUUAGUGGACGAGCCGAGACCGAGUUCACCCGCGAGUUACGGAUUCAUGUCACCCGGGAACCGGUUACAAUCACUAAAGAAAAUGCUUAGUAUGAAAAGAAAACCGGCUGCUGUGUCUCCAACCGGUGAAACCGGAACGAGUUGUCCGAGUGGUACUGAGUUGGAUGUCGAGUUGGGAAUCUCUUAG
Molecule: messenger RNA, 861 nt
Organism: Daucus carota subsp. sativus
Lineage: Eukaryota; Viridiplantae; Streptophyta; Magnoliopsida; Apiales; Apiaceae
Product: RING-H2 finger protein ATL2
Exons: 1
Coding region: 1-861 (286 amino acids)
Source: RefSeq, a predicted model, not a curated record